AUGUCGGCCUACUCCAAGAGCUACAACCCAUUCGACGACGACGCGGAGUAUGACUGCGACAGAGACGCCCGCGACCUCCCCGAAGGGUCCGACGCGCCCUCAGACCCGCAGCUUAGCCUGAGACAGGAGGUCCUGCGCAGGGCCGAAGCCACGGCCGCCAGCACCAGCCGGUCCCUGUCCCUCAUGUACGAGUCCGAAAGGGUCGGGGUCGCUUCUUCCGAGGAACUCAUCCGUCAGCGAGGCGUCUUGGAACACACAGAGAAGAUGGUGGACAAGAUGGACCAAGAUCUGAAAACCAGCCAGACACACAUCAACAGCAUCAAGAGUGUGUUUGGGGGGUUAGUAAAUUACUUCAGAUCCAAGCCAGCAGAGACCCCACCUGAGCAGAAUGGCAUCAUGGCCACUCAGCCCAACAACAGGUUGAAAGAAGUCUUAACAACAAGUAAAGAACAGGAGUCAAAAUACCAGGCCAGCCACCCAAACCUCAGAAAGCUGGACAAUCCAGACACCAUCCCUGGAAAGGCUAGUGCCGCUGUGAUUUCUGAUGAGUACCCCAAGAAUCCACACCUUCGUGCAUAUCACCAGAAGAUUGACAGCAACCUAGGUGAGCUGUCUGUGGGACUAACUCGCCUGAAGGACAUCGCCUUGGGGAUGCAGACAGAGAUUGAGGAGCAAGAUGACAUUCUGGAUCGGCUCACGACCAAAGUGGAUAAGUUAGAUGUCAACAUACAAAGCACAGAGAAGAAAGUCCGCCAACUUUAA
Chrysochloris asiatica (Cape golden mole) is the source of this 762-nucleotide messenger RNA. It is a transcript of the gene SNAP29, whose product is annotated as synaptosomal-associated protein, 29kDa. The record is from RefSeq and is a predicted model, not a curated record. Gene Ontology annotation, biological process: exocytosis; synaptic vesicle fusion to presynaptic active zone membrane; synaptic vesicle priming. The coding region runs from base 1 to 762 and encodes 253 amino acids. The transcript has 5 exons. Lineage: Eukaryota; Metazoa; Chordata; Mammalia; Afrosoricida; Chrysochloridae. Gene Ontology annotation, molecular function: syntaxin binding; SNAP receptor activity. Gene Ontology annotation, cellular component: plasma membrane; SNARE complex.